CAAAGGUCGCGGCUGGCCAGUAGGGUGGCGGGGGUGGGGCGGCGCGGAGCUCGAGCGGGGCGGUUGGGCCCGCCGGCAGAAAUGGCUCAAGAAGAGAUGGAAGUUGAUCUCCAACCAGUGGCUGGUUACUCUGUAGAGAACCUCAGGACGCUUCCCACAGAGCCUUCUGGUCACACAGCGCUGUUGUCCCGUGCUCCAGUGCUCGAUGAAGGAGGAGGCAGCGUUACAGUUCUUCCUGCUGAUGAUGCUGUUGUCAUACCAAACGCUGGUACAACAAGGGAGGCAGCUGCUGAGCCUGACCCGCAGUUGGGUCCUGCUGCAGCUCUCAACGGACUGCAAAGGCUACAAGGGGCACUUGAUCCAUAUCGGCCAUUUCACAUGCCGCAGGUCACGCAGCGUCCACGAGUGAGGAGAGCUCGCAGGCAACAGAGAAUUGGUGGUUCCCAGAGGACAAUCAGUGCCAGGUCAGCGUUGGACAGUUACUUUCAACUCAGCAGGACCCAACAGCCAGCUACAAGACCAGUUCCACGUCUGGAGUCCUCGCAUAUUGCAAGGGACAACCAGGAACACAGCUCAGACGAAACAAUAGAACUGAGUGACUCUGACAGCAGCACUUCUGCUGAGGAGGAGGACACAGUGGAGGCUGCAGCACCCCUGUUACCAUCAGCCCAGGAGACACUUCCAGCAGCUAGCUCAGUUUCCACUCAGGUCCAAGCAGAGCUGUCUCAAGCUUCUACAGAACAUGGAGGUCAUGAAGAUGAAGAGGCUGAAGUCCAGCAAAAGCAGAGAACUCCACUGAAGAAACUGGAACCAUCAGUUCCUGUUGUGCCACUGGAUGAGGAGGAAGGGGAUACUUGUGCAAUCUGCUUUGAGCAGUGGACCAAUGCUGGGGACCACCGUCUCUCAGCAUUGCGGUGUGGACACCUAUUUGGUUACACGUGCAUUGAAAGGUGGCUCAAGGGACAAGCAGGGAAGUGCCCCCAGUGCAAUAAGAAGGCAAAACGUUCUGACAUUGUGAUCCUGUAUGCUCGGACUUUGAAAGCACUGGACACCAGUGAACAGGAACGCAUGAAAAGCUCUUUAGAAAAGGAGCAAAAGUUGCGGAGACAGGCAGAGCUGGAAUCUGCACAGAGCCGUCUCCAGUUGCAGGUUUUGACAGACGAAUGCAGCAAACUCCGCAAGCAAGUUCAGGAACUGAAGGCUCUGGUGGCCCAGCACAAUGUGAGUGCUUCUCAGCAACCUGGCAGCUCCCGUACCUGCAUCCCAGGCAGCCUUCCCUUCAGCCAAAGCCAGCGCAAGUACCACUUGGAGAAGGUUUUUGUGGUGUCUCAGACUGGGAACUGCAGAGUAAUGGCAUACUGUGACUCACUCAGUUGUCUCGUGGUAUCACAGCCUUCUCCGCAGUCCACUUUUAUUCCUGGUUGUGGUGUUAAGAUGAUGAGCGUGGCCAACCUGAAGAGCAGUCAGUACAUCCCCAUCCAUAGUAAACAGAUUCGAGGACUGGCUUUCGGCAGUCGAGCAGAUGGCUUGCUGCUCUCUGCUGCUCUGGACAACACUCUCAAACUUACCAGCUUGGCAACAAAUACUGUGGUGCAGACAUACAAUGCUGGCCGUCCUGUCUGGAGCUGCUGCUGGUGUCUCGAUGAUACAAACUACAUCUACGCUGGAUUGGUCAAUGGCUCUAUCAUGAUAUAUGAUUUGAGAGACACAAACUCUCACGUCCAGGAACUAGUCCCUCAGAAGUCCAGGUGCCCCAUGGUAUCGCUGUCCUAUCUGCCCCGGAUGGCCUCAGCGUCACUGCCUUAUGGUGGAGUAUUAGCUGGGACCUUGGAAGGAGCCUGCUUUUGGGAACAGAAAGCUGGCAACUCCUACCGGCCUCAUCACCUGCCACUGGAACCUGGAGGAUGCAUCGAUAUUCAAACAGAGAUCAGCACACGGCACUGCCUCGCGACGUACAGGCCUAGUAAAAAUAACCCAUGUGUGCGUUGUGUGAUGAUGGAACUGACUUGCAGCCCACUGACAGAGGCCUCUGAAGAUGUGGUGUAUUCUUCUAACCCAGUUCAGACUUUCAGUGCUGGGCCCACCUGCAAGUUGCUGACCAAGAAUGCCAUUUUUCAGAGCCCAGAGGAGGAUGGCAGCGUCUUUGUGUGUGCUGGUGAUGAGGCAUCUAAUUCUGCCCUGCUAUGGGAUGCUGGCAGUGGUUCCUUGCUGCAGAAGCUGCAGGCUGACCUGCCUGUGCUGGAUAUCUGCCCUUUGGAAAUGAACCAAACCCACCUCCUGGCUACUCUGACUGAGAAGACGGUGAAGAUCUACAAGUGGCAGUGAGAGUGGUCCCCAUGCCUGCCACAGAGAGGCUUUCCAGAUAUGCUGCUGAUAAACCCUACUCAACCGCUCUCUCCCAGACUGCUGCCCUGCACGUGCUGCUUACAGGAGACAGGAACCACUACAGCACCUUUCUGGCAGCAGGCAGGAACUGGGAUGUGCUGGUGCCUGGAGCAAUUCCCUUCUUCCUCCAUCUUCCUUUUUAGGUCUGCCGUUACUUCUCUGGUUAAUUUUCUUCAGUCAAACUCCGCAAGCUGCCUCAGCACAGCAAUAAUUCUUGGACUGUCUCCAGCAUGUGUUGCUGUACUUUUUUCCAGUGUGAAUACAGCACAGGGAGUUGCAAAUCAAUUCUACGAAUCAACAAAAUAAGAGGAACUUGAAGACCUGAGACUCCCACUGCACUUUCUCAUGGAGUCCUGUGGUGAUUACUGGGUGAUGAAAAGGUGGCAAUAUUGGCACCUCACUAGCAUGGCUGACACUCAGUGUAAAAGCAAGGUCACUGCUUUAGAGAGCAUACUCCCAUGUUCUUUUGAAGGUCUAGGGUCAGUUGGCAGAGGAUAGACCCUGUUUUGUGGCCAUGGAGAGAACAGGCUUGGAAAAUCUAGAGAGAUCCUUUUUCUUCUGUGUUUUUUUUCCACAAGCAUAUAAUUUACACUGUAACUCCUUAAUUAUCUGCCCCCAUUUCCCUCCCUUUCUCUUCCCUGCUUCACCCACAAGCAAACUUGGACAGUUUGGUUGUGGAAAAUGAAACUAGAGAAGUACAGGUAAAGAGGAGAUGAUUCUUCUACUGUUGGCUGCUGAUGUGCAUGGUGUCCUUCCUUAAAGACAGCAAUGUACUGAAACGGACAGUACCUUGGAAAAGAAUGCUGGCUGCUUUUUUUUAGUUGGGGUGUUUUUCCCCCCUUUGAGGAACUGGUGGAAACUCAGGGAUUUCAUCAGCUUGCUUUCACUGACGUUUUGCCUUCCUUAAAUCAUAGUUGCCAGCUCACCGGCUGGUCACAGACAGCUUCCAGUUGUAUUUGAUUGCAGGUGUGCUGCAGACCUGCUGGUUUAUGUAAAUCUGAGCCCAUCACAUGGGAUCACAGGUCACGGGAUGUGUGCUGGCCAAGUACAGUGGGCUCUUAGCACCCUUACCAUAAAUACGCUGAGGAGUGUGAGAACUUCUAUCUCCAGGUCAGAUCAUGGAAGAGGACUUAGGUUUCAUUUUAUGUUUAACGAAAGCAAACUUGCAAGGAUGCUGGAAGCUGCAAGACCAGUUCCCUGUGCUGGAAAUGUAUCCCUUGGCACACCUCUGCCUCAGGCUGUGGUAAGCAGCAUCUGUCCUGUUUGGAUUGAGUGGGCCACAACUUAAACUGCCAGAACAAUUUUAUUUUCUGAAGUCUUGGGCUUGCAUAGUAUGAUCCUGUUUGUCUUCCCUCUUAAAAAUGAGAUUGAGAAGAUCUCUGCUUAACUUUAUAUUUUUCUGUAUAGAAUUUUGUUCCUAUAUUUUUAUAUACUGUAAAAAUAAAGCGUUUAUAGUUAUCAA
Messenger RNA from Harpia harpyja (harpy eagle), 3847 nucleotides. It is a transcript of the gene RFWD3, whose product is annotated as ring finger and WD repeat domain 3. Gene Ontology annotation, biological process: protein ubiquitination; double-strand break repair via homologous recombination; interstrand cross-link repair. The transcript is spliced from 13 exons. Gene Ontology annotation, molecular function: protein binding; ubiquitin protein ligase activity. Bases 82 to 2325 code for a protein of 747 amino acids. Lineage: Eukaryota; Metazoa; Chordata; Aves; Accipitriformes; Accipitridae. Gene Ontology annotation, cellular component: nucleus; site of double-strand break. The record is from RefSeq and is a predicted model, not a curated record.